Drechmeria coniospora is the source of this 711-nucleotide messenger RNA. RefSeq lists its product as uncharacterized. The transcript has 3 exons. The coding region runs from base 1 to 711 and encodes 236 amino acids. NCBI's taxonomy places the organism in Eukaryota, Fungi, Ascomycota, Sordariomycetes, Hypocreales, Ophiocordycipitaceae. The record is from RefSeq and is a predicted model, not a curated record.
AUGGCCCGGUGCAAGCUAGCACGGACGAAGCAGGUACCUGACGAAGCUGGUGGUGGCCUGGGAUGGCCUGGGAUGGCUCUGGGAUGGCCUCCGAUGGCCUGGCAUGGCCUCCGAUGGCCUGGCAUGGUCAACCGACGACCUCGUGACGCUCAUUUUGUCGUCCCGCCAUUGGCGAGCUUCACCCAAACCAGCAGGGCGGCCCCGGCUAGUGUUGUUCGUGACGCCGUGCCUCCUUUCCCAUUCGCCUCUCUCGCCGGCGGCCAAGCCAGCCAAGCCAAGGUCCGAGGGCAGGUCGAGGCUAGCCCCCAUGGCGAGCAUGCCCCGCAUUCGCAGCCUUGGUCCCAUUCGUCGUCGUCGCCGCUCGCCACGCUCAAUAUCGUCGCUACCAGCCUCUUGGCACGCGUUGGCCACACCCGAUUACGUACCGCCCUUUUCUCUGCAGCCCUUGUACUCCUCACCCGCGUUGCCGCUGCCGUUGCCAAGAAGGUCGCCUCUCUGAUCGGUCGGGAUCGGGGAACUUGGCACCCACCCCCCCAGCACAAGGGUGUGUGCACUCGUAGGGAGUACGAACCCCGUCGCUCCGAGCAAUGGUUGCACGCAGCCGUGUCGUCGUCGUGCGCCCAGACUUUAGAAGGGCAUAGCGACGACACUCUCCGUGUGGGCGGGCUGGCGGACCAAUGCGUUGUCAGAUGCACCGGAGCCCAGCAAUAG